UCCUAGGGGACUUUACAACGGUCACUGUUCCUUUAAGGCCGGAGGGAGGCGUGUCGCGACGUCAACUGGACUAUUCCGUUUUCAUGGUGUGCGUAGGGUGGCCAUGUGAAUGACAACCCUGUUUCAUCACGUAUGACAUUGUACUGCCUCAGACGAGCCAGCCAAGGACCAAACUUGCUUACUCACCGAACGGAUUGAAUGAAGAGGUCAGCGAGUACAGGGCCAAGCGACGUAGCAAAAAAAAUAAACCUUGAUUUUUUUUAAAGAUGCGCACUCAUUUAGGUUGAUUUUUAUUCCUAGAGAAACUGCUUUAUGGUAAUGUUGCGUGGUAGGGUAUCAAGGAGUUUUGCCCUAUAACUGCAAAUUAGAUAGAGUAGAUAUGCUAAAACAACUUUGAAAAUAUCUGUACAUAACUGGAAGAAGACUGCACUGAUGUCACCGUGGAUUCUACGUCAAAUUUACAUUUGAAAGAUUUUUUAUUGCUAUUGGAAGUGUUUUUGGUUCCUAAAUACCAUUGCCUUAAACAAAGCACAACCGAUCCUAAGCACAUUGGACACAAUACUGGGACUGAGGUUUAUUUGGAAUUUGCCGGCGCAUGAUGUACACAAUUACCAAAGGCCCCAGCAAACUCGUUACACAGCGACGAACAGGUCCUACGCAGCCGAUUGACAACAAAAUCAACGAGUUCAAGCACAAACAAACGCCUUGGAUUGUUGCCGACAUCCCUUCCCCUAAACUUGUAUUUAACCGUCUGAACGGAAAGAAGCAUCACCCGCCGCCAGCUGUGAAGGUACACCCACAGUCCGACGGCUUCACGGCUGCACACGAGGAGAACGUAACGUUUGUGAAUGCAGCCUGGCAGGAGGUAGUGCAGCAGGUGGAGGAGGGGCCAGGCCAGGAGCAAGAGGCCCAGGGCCCAGUCCACUACACAGAGACCACCCCCAGCCCCCACAUGAAGGACUUUGUGCCUCUGGAUCUGGACGAGUGGUGGGCCCAGCGCUUCCUGGCCAACAUAGACAAGCUGUCCUGAUGGUGCCUCCCUGCCCAGGUUGGCUCCUGCUCCCAGGGGGAGACCCGCACCGUCCUGCCCAGCCAGGGGGCCUGGAGGUGGGGACGAGACUGGCCUAGGAGUGCCUCCCAACCCGGCGACGGCAGGUCACAUGGGAAUGACAGGCGCUGGGUCGCCGGCAACUCCUUUUUGUCAGAACUGUGAUAUAUAUAUAUUUUUUUGCAUUUUGAAAAACAAGCGCUAUGCAAAUGGUACAAAUGACGCAAGCUAGUGUCCUGACAUCUGAUUCACAAAGAAUCUACUGGAAGAUCAAGUCUGGAAUGUUGUUCGUCACUGUGGACUACGAUGCGUGCACCUCAAACGCAGUAAAUUGUAUUUUCAAAAAUC
Osmerus eperlanus (European smelt) is the source of this 1396-nucleotide messenger RNA. Its product is annotated as MAPK regulated corepressor interacting protein 2-like. The record is from RefSeq and is a predicted model, not a curated record. The transcript is spliced from 5 exons. The coding region runs from base 596 to 1030 and encodes 144 amino acids. NCBI's taxonomy places the organism in Eukaryota, Metazoa, Chordata, Actinopteri, Osmeriformes, Osmeridae.